Molecule: messenger RNA, 1817 nt
Organism: Bufo gargarizans (Asiatic toad)
Lineage: Eukaryota; Metazoa; Chordata; Amphibia; Anura; Bufonidae
Gene: CALM1
Product: calmodulin 1
Exons: 6
Coding region: 127-576 (149 amino acids)
Molecular function (GO): calcium ion binding
Source: RefSeq, a predicted model, not a curated record
CGCUCUUAUAAAGCGCUGCGGCUUCUCCACACACCCCCAGCACUCUGUGGAGCAGCUCAGUGCGUUGUGUGGUCAGUCCUCGGCAUCUCCCGUCACACGGAAACCUAAUCCUCCCGCCUCUCCGCCAUGGCCGAUCAGCUGACUGAAGAGCAGAUUGCUGAGUUCAAGGAGGCUUUCUCCUUAUUUGAUAAAGAUGGGGAUGGCACCAUUACCACUAAGGAACUGGGCACCGUCAUGAGGUCACUCGGCCAGAACCCCACAGAAGCAGAGCUGCAGGACAUGAUCAACGAAGUAGAUGCUGAUGGCAAUGGUACAAUUGACUUUCCUGAAUUUCUGACCAUGAUGGCAAGGAAAAUGAAGGACACAGACAGCGAAGAAGAGAUCCGUGAAGCAUUCAGAGUGUUUGACAAGGAUGGUAACGGUUACAUCAGCGCAGCAGAACUCCGUCACGUAAUGACUAACCUAGGGGAAAAACUUACAGACGAAGAGGUAGACGAAAUGAUCAGAGAAGCCGAUAUAGAUGGGGAUGGGCAGGUCAAUUACGAAGAAUUCGUACAGAUGAUGACUGCAAAGUGAAGAGUUCUCCUCAAUUUUUCCUCUAGAAGAAUCAAACUGAAUCUUUUACUUACCUCUUGCAAAAAUGUUCAUUUACUCAUUCUGUUUCUGUAUAGCAAAACUGAAUGUCAAGAAAUACCUUCUGUCCACAAAAAAAAAAUCUGCAUGUAAUGGUUGGUGGUCCUGUCCCCAAAAACGAUGAGUUUAAACAUCAGUUUUACAGUAUCUAAAUACUCGUACUACCUUUUAACAACAAGGAAACACUUAGAGGACUCCUUAAGCUCCAUUUGCUAAUGAUUACUCCACUGUUUGGGCUGGCCAGUUUUACAUGCAUGCAGCUUGACAAUUGAGCACAGUCAGACCUUUGUAUUUAAAACUAAGAUAUAAAAAAAAAAAAAAAAAAAGUUGUAAAAGCGAUUUCUGCCAUCGUUGGUGGAUUCUGUUUUCAAUUUGUAGUAUAAAUUGUCAUAGCUGGUUUACUCUAAAAUUGGUUUAUACCUCAGGAUGGUAUGCGUGAAGGAUACAGAUGUGGGAAGCCCCCCACUCUUCGAAUGUUUUUUUUUUUUUUUUGGUACCAAGAUGACGACACUACCCGAGGAUGGCAGUCUGGUUUUUAAUCUCAGUUUAACAUUUGUUUGUGCUGCCACUUGAGUGAAACAGAUGUGGAGCCGUUACAGUUCACAUUUUAAAACUGAAAAAAACAAAAUUCACUGUUGGGGGAGCAUCUUUGGACUCUCGUAAUUUUUAAAGAGGAAAAAAAAAAAUCUGCACCAGACUUGGAGACGGCGCUUUCCUAUAAUAUCUAUAGGACUUCAGCACAACGAUCAACAAGGCUGUUUGAGGAAAAAAUAAAAUCUAAAACUUAAAAAAAAUGUCCAUUCCAAGUUGUAAAUGCUAGUUUUUUUUUUGUUUUCCAAUAAAAGACCAUUAGUGUAAUAGAUUUUUAUUUUUUUCCUUUUAAUUUAUUCAUUCAUCCAUGUACAGAGCGCUUCUCGUGGCUUAGCGAUCCUUCUUGUUGCAUCCCUUUAACAUCUCCCUGUGUAGAUCUGUUGGUCUGUGACGCUUAGGACAGACUCCUCUGAUAGGGGACAGGGCUAGCCCCCCUGGCAGUGAGUGUAUAUAUUUUCUAAGUUCUGAGACUCCCUUCUUUCUCUGCAUUAACCUCUAGUCUUAAAGUGUGGCACAUGGAGAAGCCUUUAAUUUGCAUUCACAAAGCUAUUCUGAAAAAGGCACAUUUUGCCUAAUAAUGAGUUUUUAUUUAA